CGUCGAGGCGAUAGUGAAGAGAAGCAAAGGUUAUGCAGAAGCGGCAGAAAUGCGGCCGAAUCGACACGCAGCAUCUGAAAAACGAGCAGUGCAGACAAUUUAGACACGACAAAACCAGUACCAGCAGACCACAGGUCACCUAUUGAGAUUGGCAAAAACAAAGCGCAACACGGACCUACAUUCGCCGGCCUCCAAACACGCGCGUUGCGUCUUUGCGUUCCAUUCCAAAAGCCAUUCGUCUUUUCCGCAACUCACUGGUUAAAGUCACACAUACACACCAAGUUUCGCCACACUUCGCAUUUCGAUUGCAAGCAAGAGCAAAAGCAAAGCAAAGUUGGAAGUUGCUUGAGAAAGAAGGAACAACAGUGGACGACUGCGCAUGUCCUUGAUGUCACACAAUGAGGAAUUUUUCAUUUUUUUUUCGUUUGUCCUGUCUGCCCCCUAGUGGAAAAUUCCCAGAACUAAUAUACAGCAGCCACGCCCCCCAAACGUAAAUAUUUUUCAUUUUUCAGCAGAGAUUCAGACUUCAAGAUCUUUUUGGCAAUUUAAUCAUCUACAAAUUAUUGAAAUCUGACAUUCAAGAUUUAUGACAACCAAAACAUACAUUAACAAUCGAACUUUGAGAACCUAACCUUGUUCUAAGGAAAAUCUUAAGGCCCUUGGAUUUCAUCUUAAAAUUUAAAAAAACUUUCAGAUAUGCUUGCUCGAGUUGUUCACUGUUAUGGUAGGAACAUCUUCAACAGCAACCGAACAAAAAUCGCACAGCAUGCGCAGAUGAAUUGCAGUUUCUCAACAAACGGAACUGCCGAAGGUGCUCCUGUAAAUGAUAAAAAUGAGACAAAGGACGAGCAGGACAGUUCCAAUAAAGAGGAUGAUGUGAAAUUGAAAAUAUUCACAGCUGCAUUGCCUCUUGUGCCGCAGUAUGGAUGGACAAAGGAAUGUCUUGAAGCAGGUGCGGAAUCAAUUGGCUAUUCUAAGAGCAGUCAAGGUAUUUUUGAACAAGGCGGAGCCUCCUUUGUGCAAUUCUUCCAUAAAAUCUGCAACAAGGAACUUAGAGAAAUUGCUCUCCGCAAUAAAUUAGAUGUUAGCAACACAAGUGAUGAGCUCUCUAAAGUUCAAAUACUGCUGGAAAAAAGGCUGCAGAUGAUCUUGCCCCACCUUUCAAAGUGGCCGCAGGCCAUGGCUUUAAUGGCUCGACCGCAGAGCUCAUUAGAAUCCUAUAAACUCAUUUACGAAUUGUCCGAUGACAUUUGCUACUUUGCUGGUGAUCGUUCUUUUAAUGCCACUUGGUAUACAAAAAGAGCAGCAGUAGCUGGUCUUUACAUUACUGGAGAAUUGAGUCUAGUACAGGACAAGAGCAUCGAAUUUGGUGAUACAUGGUCCAUGUUGUCGAGGAGAAUCGAAGAUUUGAGGAAGGUGGAGGAAUUUGGCGGGCAUUGCGACAAGCAGCAGAAAAUCCUCCGAGACAUUGCUGAGUCAUCACUAACGAUGAUCCGCAAUUUGGUUGGAAUGCAGUCGUAUCGACGGAACUCUAGAUGAACCCUUAAUUAAAGAAAAGUUAAUUGAAUGUUAAAUAAAAAUAUGUUGAAUUAUGGAAAUAAAAUGGACUGUACAAGAUGAAAGUUGGAAUUAACUUUGUCAAGCAAUAGAAGAUACUAGUCAAUAUGUAGCCAGUACCGUUACCAAGUAAAGAACAAAGAGCUUUUUUGAGGCAUGUCUGUUGACUCUGUUAGAUAACAAUCCAUGCUGUCUGAAAUCUCUUGCUAUUUUUUUCAAUUACAUUUCCUGUACAGUGUUGGAAAUGAAAAUAAGUUCUGUAGUCAAAU
Messenger RNA from Neocloeon triangulifer, 1826 nucleotides. RefSeq names its product ubiquinone biosynthesis protein COQ9, mitochondrial (gene Coq9). Bases 697 to 1539 code for a protein of 280 amino acids. Lineage: Eukaryota; Metazoa; Arthropoda; Insecta; Ephemeroptera; Baetidae. The transcript has 11 exons. The record is from RefSeq and is a predicted model, not a curated record. Gene Ontology annotation, molecular function: lipid binding. Gene Ontology annotation, biological process: ubiquinone biosynthetic process. Gene Ontology annotation, cellular component: mitochondrial inner membrane.